Molecule: messenger RNA, 1068 nt
Organism: Rotaria socialis
Lineage: Eukaryota; Metazoa; Rotifera; Eurotatoria; Philodinida; Philodinidae
Source: the annotation of a GenBank genome assembly
AUGGGCAAUAAUUCGGCAUCAUCUACGGCAACAAAUCUAACGGUGACUCCUAGCCAAGCACAAAUUGACGCUCAAGUUAGCGCUUUUCUCGAACGCGCUAAAGAAGAAUUCGAAUCGAAAUAUACACAACCACCGAAACAAACAGCAAAAUUAGAAGACUUUAAAUUACAGCGUACUGUCGGUACCGGCUCGUUUGGUCGUGUUAUGAUUGUACAACGGGGUAAUCAAGCAUUAGCAUUAAAAGUAAUGGAAAAACAAACAAUCGUUAAAUUAAAACAAGUUGAACAUACUGUAUCCGAAAAGAGAAUUUUGCAAGCUAUCAAAUUUCCAUUUCUCGUUAAUUUAGUUUAUUCAUUCAAAGAUAAUUCACAUCUUUAUAUUGCAUUAGAAUUUGCCAGUGGCGGUGAAAUGUUUACACAUCUACGAAGUGUAGGCAAAUAUCCAGAAGAUCAAGCACGCUUUUAUGCCGCUCAAGUAACAUUAGCGUUCGAAUAUUUACAUUAUUUAAACAUACUUUAUAGAGAUUUAAAACCAGAAAAUAUACUUUUCGCUGCUGAUGGAUAUUUAAAAAUAACUGAUUUCGGUUUUGCUAAAGUCGUUCGAGAUCGAACGUACACAUUAUGUGGUACGCCGGAGUAUAUCGCUCCGGAGAUUAUUUUAUCACGUGGUUACAAUAAGAGUGUUGAUUAUUGGGCAUUGGGUGUAUUAAUUUAUGAAAUGGCUGCUGGUUUUCCUCCAUUCUAUGCUGAUCAACCAAUACAAAUUUACGAAAAAAUUGUACAAGGAAAAUUUAAAUUUCCAUCUCAUUUUUCAGCUGACCUCAAAGAUUUAAUUCGUAAUUUACUUCAAACAGAUUUAACAAAGCGUUAUGGAAAUUUAAAAAAUGGCACAAAAGACAUUAAAUAUCAGAAAUGGUUUGCAACAGCGAAUUGGAUUGCUAUAUUUGAAAAACGCGUUAAACCAAUGCACGUACCUAAAGCCGACAGGGACCAUUUUGAAAAAUACGACGAAAAACCAUUGUUGAAUACUGCGACUGAACUUUAUCCAUCGGAAUUCGAAAAUUUCUAA